UUCGUGGUGGAGACCAUCUGCAUCUGCUGGUUCUCCUUCGAGCUGCUGGUGCGCUUCUUGUCCUCGCCCAGCAAGGCCCGCUUCUUCCGGGACAUCAUGAACAUGAUCGACUUCGUGGCCAUCAUCCCCUACUUCGUGACGCUGGGCACGGAGCUGGCGCGCGCCCCCGGCGGCACCCCCGCCAUGUCGCUGGCCAUCAUACGCGUCAUCCGGCUGGUGCGCGUCUUCCGGAUCUUCAAGCUGUCGCGCCACUCCAAGGGCCUGCAGAUCCUGGGCCAGACGCUGAAGGCCAGCAUGCGCGAGCUGGGCCUGCUCAUCUUCUUCCUCUUCAUCGGCGUCAUCCUCUUCUCCAGCGCCGUCUACUUCGCCGAGGCCGACCACCAGGACACCACCUUCACCAGCAUCCCCGAGGCCUUCUGGUGGGCCGUGGUCACCAUGACCACAGUGGGCUAUGGGGACAUGUACCCCGUGACGGUCGGGGGCAAGCUGGUGGGCUCGCUGUGCGCCAUCGCGGGCGUGCUGACCAUCUCCCUGCCCGUGCCGGUCAUCGUGUCCAACUUCAGCUACUUCUACCACCGGGAGACGGAGUGCGGCGACGAGACGCAGUACACGCACGUGCGCACCCUGCUCUGGGAGGGGGACGAGGAGGACGAGGAGGAGGAGGAGGAGGAGGAGGGGGGGGGCGAGGAGGAGGAGGAGUUGUCCAGGCAUGGAUACAGCUCCCGCCCCAGACGAGCCAGGAGAAAUUGGUCCCGUUUCGCCACUAACGAGCUGAUUCUGCCCACUCAGACCCCAGACCGCCCCCCCGCCUCGCUGUGGAGUCGCGCUGGAGUGCCACCUAGUGCACGGCGCCGGUAUCGCGGGUGUGCUCAGACCCCAGCGGAGCGGGAGAGCCCCUCGGAACAGGCCCGCUCGCACCUGGGAGUUCUUGGGGGGGGCGCUCGUCUGGACCGGAGGGUCCGCGGGCCCCUAGCCCGGCCCGGACCCAGGUGGACGGAGCUCCGAGCGGUCAAGCCCGGGCAAGGGGCUCAAAGGGAAGCCCCGCUCGCCGGGGGCAGUGGGGGGGGGGCGGGGUGUGAGACUCGAAUCUCUCGCCCAACCCCAGCGCACCCCUGUGGAAACAGCCCCGCCUCCAGCGCGCUUACAGAGAGACCCCAGGGCAGCGGGAAACACGCUCAGACAAAGAGGACACCAGUGGACACCAGCGAGCCCCAGGAGACUGCCCUGCGAGGUACAAGCAGGGCGUUUCGGAGUGCCUGUCUGGGCACCCGCGCCUGCGGUGGAAGAGGGGAUCUCUCCGGGCUCCCUCAGGAAGUGGGAGGUGUUGGUCCCAGUAGGCUGAGAGAGCCGGUGAGCCCUCGGACCAGCGACGUGUGA
Molecule: messenger RNA, 1377 nt
Organism: Lepisosteus oculatus (spotted gar)
Lineage: Eukaryota; Metazoa; Chordata; Actinopteri; Semionotiformes; Lepisosteidae
Source: RefSeq, a predicted model, not a curated record